Messenger RNA from Meriones unguiculatus (Mongolian gerbil), 1347 nucleotides. Its product is annotated as olfactory receptor 52B6. The record is from RefSeq and is a predicted model, not a curated record. Gene Ontology annotation, molecular function: G protein-coupled receptor activity; olfactory receptor activity. Gene Ontology annotation, biological process: G protein-coupled receptor signaling pathway. Gene Ontology annotation, cellular component: membrane. Lineage: Eukaryota; Metazoa; Chordata; Mammalia; Rodentia; Muridae.
AUGAUUAGGGAUCAAGGAAAGAUUGCCACCACGAUCACACAGGACUUCCGAAGGCUGGGAGCAGCCCAGCAGCGACUGACAGGUGACAGGUGCGCCCAGUCGGUGCUGCCAAUGUCCACCCAAAGCAGUGGUGCACACCUGAGAAGCAAUGUCUUGGACAGGCCCUUCACUGUAGCCUGGUGGAGGCAGGAAAAAGGAGAGAGGUCGACUCCCGCUGCAGGCCUGCCUACACGACGUGUGGUCAAACUGAUUAUGUUUCCUCCCAUGACACAGGCUCUGCGGAAGGUCAUGGCUGUGAGUGCUAGCAGUGCGGCUGCUGUGAACAGCUCUGACACGCGCCUGCUCACUGGCAUCCCGGGGCUGCAGCACCCAGUGUGGCUGUCCAUCCCCUUCUGUACUGUGUUAACUGCCCUGGUGGGCAAUGGCAUUGCGGUCUGCGUCACCCUCGCCCAGCCAGGCCUCCGUGAGCCCAUGUACCUAUUCCCAUCUAUGUGGGCCAGUGCUGAUGUCCUCCUGUCUGCCUCCACCAUGCCCAAGACCCCGGCCAACUUCUGGCCAGGUUCUAGCCACAUCUCCUUUGAUGGCUUGACUCAGAUGUUCUUCAUCCACUUCCUCUUCGUGGCUGGCUCUGCUGUCCUACUGGCGAUGGCUUUUGACCGCUGUGUGGCAAUAUGCUCUCCUCUACGCUACGCCGCCAUCCUGACGAGGCAGGUCACGGCAAAGAUGGCCGCUGCUACCCUGACCCGCAGUGUCGUGAUCAUGUUCCCGUCCAUCUUCCUCCUCAAGCGGUUGCACUACUGCCGGGUCAACAUCCUCGAACACACGUUUUGUGAGCACAUGGGUAUCGCCCGUUUGGCCUGUUCCGACAUUUCCAUCAAUGUCUGGUAUGGGCUGGCAGCUGCUCUUCUCUCCACAGGCCUGGACACCAUUCUCAUUGCUACUUCCCACAUCCACAUCCUUCAGGCCGUAUCCUUCCGCCUCUCUUCCCAAGAAGCCCGGUCCAAGGCCCUGAGCACCUGCGGGUCCCAUGUCUGUGUCAUCCUGCUGUUCUAUAUCCCGGCCCUCUUCUCUGUCUCUGCCUACAGGUUUGGGGGGAGACAGAUCCCAUGCUAUGUCCACAUCCUGCUGGCCAACCUCUGUGUGGUCAUCCCACUGCUCAACCCUGUGAUUUAUGGAGUGAGGACAAGGCAGAUAUUGGAAGGUGCUAAGCAGAUGUUUGCAAAUAUCACCAAGGAACUCCUUCCCUGUACUUAUCAAAUGCUUUGUGUUCACUGCAUCCUUGCUCAUACACUUUCUAGUUAUCCCUGUAUCCAAAACUGUCAUCUAGUCACACCAACCUCUGACUGA